AUGCAGGAGACCCUGUCCACCAAGCGGUUUGGCCCGGAGCUGAAGCGCUUCACGCACCUCCCCGCCCUCAACGGUGUCCAGAGCUGGGCAUGCUUCGUGUGGGCGUACGUGCUCCUCAAGAUCUUUGAGAAGGGCCAUUCAAAGAUGCCGCCCAUCACUGCCUACUGGAAGCCUGCGGUGUCCAACAGCAUCGGGCCGGCCUGCGGAAUGCAGGCCCUCAAGUACAUCUCCUACCCCGCCCAAGUGCUUGCCAAGUCCUCCAAGAUGAUCCCUGUCAUGCUGGUCGGCACCGUACUGCACGGAAAGUCCUACUCUGUCGUGGAGUACACCUGCUGCUCCCUCAUCUCAGCCGGCAUCUCCCUCUUCGCCCUGCGCUCAUCCACAAAGGUCACCAGCAAGCUGGCGCAUCCCAACGCCCCCCUGGGCUACUUCCUCUGCUUUGUCAACCUGACCCUGGACGGGUACACCAACGCAGCCCAGGAUGAGAUCCAUCGGAAGCAUGAGGGCGGGUCUGCGCUGCACAUGAUGUGCUGGAUGAACUUCUGGUGCGGCCUCUUCUAUGUCCCCUUCCUCUUUGGCCUGACCAACACGGGGCGGGAGCUGCUGGCAUUCUGCAUCCAGUACCCAGAGGCGGGCCGCGACGUCUUGCUCUUCUGCCUCUGCGGCGCCGUGGGGCAGCUCUUCAUCUUCCACACCAUCCGGCGAUUCGGUAGCCUGAUCAACACCCUCAUCACCACCACCCGCAAGUUCUUCAACAUCCUGCUGUCGGUGCUGUGGAGCGGCAACCCCCUUCUGGGGCAGCAAUGGGUGGCGGUGGCCAUGGUGUUCGGAGGCCUGCUCGCCUCCUCUGUCUACAAGAGCAGGCGCCACGCCAUCCCAGGAAAGACCAAGCAUGCUUGA
This is a messenger RNA of Auxenochlorella protothecoides, 900 nucleotides long. Its product is annotated as Solute carrier family 35 member B1. Gene Ontology annotation, biological process: UDP-galactose transmembrane transport. The transcript has 5 exons. Gene Ontology annotation, cellular component: Golgi membrane; endoplasmic reticulum membrane. The record is from RefSeq and is a predicted model, not a curated record. The coding region runs from base 1 to 900 and encodes 299 amino acids. Gene Ontology annotation, molecular function: UDP-glucose transmembrane transporter activity; UDP-galactose transmembrane transporter activity. NCBI's taxonomy places the organism in Eukaryota, Viridiplantae, Chlorophyta, Trebouxiophyceae, Chlorellales, Chlorellaceae.